Molecule: messenger RNA, 549 nt
Organism: Seminavis robusta
Lineage: Eukaryota; Bacillariophyta; Bacillariophyceae; Naviculales; Naviculaceae
Source: the annotation of a GenBank genome assembly
AUGCGUCGGGAUGAUGUCACUCCAAUCCGUGUCAAGGAAAAGGAAGACUUCUUUGAUUGGGAUAAGUAUCUCGAUCAGUACUGGGCUCCAGUCAAAGCUGUAUCAGAACAUCACUGCUUCGAAGUGGAUGGUACAAGGAGCAUGCAUCAUAUGUUUGUCAAGCCGUUCGAUGGAGCCAAGGAAGAGGCCCAGCUACUCACUCGAUUGAAGUUUCGUCCCAAGGAAUGGAGGAAAGCUCACAAGAAUCAAGACUGGAGUGUCUUCAAGGAGCCGCUGACCUUGGAACAUGGACCAGCCCACUUAGAACCUCCUGGAAUUCCCGACAUCAAGUGGCAGGAGCUGUAUGACAAGUGGCGCAAGCUGAUACCACUAGACAAGAGAACAAUCAAGUGGUUUAAAGAAGACCCGGGAGUAGAACGUCGAGCGAAGGUUCAAGCCAAUUCGAAAAAGGCCAAAGCUACCAGGAGGCAACGUACAGCUACUAAGGUGUCAGCAGCUGAAGCAGCCACUAUGGCUACUGCGCCAACUGAAGUUAACAACUCUAUCUAA